AUUUCACUGUUUUUUCAUUUUUUAUUAAACUUUUUUUUUAUUAUCACACAAUGCCCAUUCUUGAAAUUAUCUCUGCAGAAACUCCCAAAGACAUCAAGGCCUUUACUCAACGCUUAAGUAAGGUCUUUGCUGAAAGAAUCGGCAAGCCCGAAGAUUACUGUAUCGUUACUUAUCAAAAGGUCGAUUCUUACUCUUUUGCUGGUUCUGAUGAGCCUGGUUUCCUUGCCAAGGUUGGUUCCAUUGGUCAUAUUGACAACGAACGUAACGCCAAGUUAGCUGCUGCAGUCACUGAAGAACUUGAAAAAGAGUUGGGCAUCAGUUCUGAACGCGGUUAUUUCAUUUUCACUGAUGUUCCUGCUGAAAACAUUGGUUGGAAGAAGACUACUUUUGGCAACAUUUUAAAGAAUUAAAUAAAAUUUAUAAUCAUGCACACUAAAAAAAAAAAAAA
Molecule: messenger RNA, 448 nt
Organism: Mucor mucedo
Lineage: Eukaryota; Fungi; Mucoromycota; Mucoromycetes; Mucorales; Mucoraceae
Product: Tautomerase/MIF superfamily
Exons: 3
Coding region: 51-410 (119 amino acids)
Molecular function (GO): phenylpyruvate tautomerase activity
Source: RefSeq, a predicted model, not a curated record